This is a messenger RNA of Nylanderia fulva, 2564 nucleotides long. RefSeq names its product fascin domain-containing protein singed (gene singed). NCBI's taxonomy places the organism in Eukaryota, Metazoa, Arthropoda, Insecta, Hymenoptera, Formicidae. Gene Ontology annotation, biological process: establishment or maintenance of cell polarity; cell migration; actin filament bundle assembly. The record is from RefSeq and is a predicted model, not a curated record. Gene Ontology annotation, molecular function: protein-macromolecule adaptor activity; actin filament binding. Gene Ontology annotation, cellular component: actin cytoskeleton; cytoplasm.
AUUCCAAAAAUCCUCUACAUCGUUCUCUUCAAGAGGGUGUUAUCGCCAUCGCUAGAGAGGAGAGAAAGAGGGAUCAUCCCCCACUCUCGCGCUCCCGCGUCGCCUUGACGGGGCCUAGGAGGAGCGGCGGGCCUCAGUCGAACGCUUCAGUAGCGUGACGAGCGUCGAUCCGUGCGGUUCUCCGUUUCUCGCGCUCUCGCGUGCGCCGACUCUUUCCUCCCGAUCGCCGUCCGUCGUUCUCACUCCUCCGUCUCUACGUCGCGUCCCUUUUUUUUCUCGCGGCUCUUUUACGUGUACUAUAAUUCGGCGAAAGAGCACCGAGGCGCGGCCGAAUCGGAUCGAAUCCUGUCGAGCCGGGACGAGACGCGCGCGCUUCUGUGCCAUCGAUACGCUCGACCGGACCAGCUUAGGAAGCCAGGGAAGCGGGACUUCUUCGUGGAGAGAGAGAGAAAGAGAUAUUGAGAGGCUACUUUGAGCAGAUUUUGGUAACCGAAUUCGUUCAGCUACAUCAGUACGAUGCAGAGCAACGGUUCGGAAAAUGUAGGAUCCGAGAACGGUGUCGACAAAUCAGGAUGGACAGUUGGAUUGAUAAACGGAAAGUUCAAGUAUCUAACGGCGGAGACAUUCGGUUUCAAGAUUAACGCCAAUGGUUCGAGUUUGAAAAAGAAACAAUUAUGGACUCUGGAGGGCAGCGAGCAUCAGGUUUUCCUUCGUUCGCACUUGGAUCGAUAUCUAGCGGUCGACCAGUUUGGUAACGUGACAUGCGAGAGCGAGGAUUCAUCGGACCCAGGAUGCGCUUUUCAAAUAACACUCGCUUCUGAUGGUAGCGGACGAUGGGCGUUGAAGAAUAUUCAGAGAGGCUAUUUCUUAGGCUCGAGCCAAGAUGAAUUAAAGUGUACCGCUAAGGCUCCGGGCGAGGCAGAGUACUGGCUUGUACAUCUUGCCGCCAGACCGCAGGUGAACCUCCGAUCGGCCGGAAGGAAACGUUUCGCACAUCUAAGUGCCACUCAAGAUGAGAUUCAUGUAGACGCGCCAGUGCCCUGGGGUGAGGAUACUCUAUUCACAUUAGAAUUUCGUCCAGCGACCAUGAAUGACGAUGAUAGUCACAAGGAUCGUAAGUCUGAGGGCGGUCAUUAUGCGCUGCAUACAUGCAAUAAUAAAUACCUCGCACGUGACGGCAAAUUAUUGGACGCUUGCACACGAGACUGUCUAUACGCUGCGGAAUUCCACGCUGGUCUUCUGGCUCUUCGGGAUAUACAUGGUGCGUACUUAGCACCGAUUGGCAGUAAAGCUGUUUUAAAAUCAAGAUCAACGACUGUUACACGCGACGAGCUUUUCUCUUUAGAGGAAUCUCUGCCACAGGCGUCAUUCGUCGCGGCGUUGAACCAGCGAUACGUUUCCGUGAAGCAAGGCGUCGACGUGACGGCCAAUCAGGACGAGAUCUCCGGCCACGAGACAUUCCAGUUGGAGUUCGAUCGGGUGACGAAACGAUGGUACGUGCGAACGAUGCAGGAUCGUUAUUGGAGCCUGGAAGCCGGCGGUGGUAUCCAGGCGUCCGAUCACAAGCGCUCGUCAAACGCGCUCUUCGACCUGGCGUGGCAGUCGAGCGACGGUACCGUCGCGUUGCGUGCGAACAACGGCAAGUUCCUGGCGACCAAGCGAUCCGGUCACCUCUACGCAAACGCCGACUCGCUGAACGGCAACGACUCUGACGCUGCCAAGUAUCAUUUCUACCUGAUGAACCGGCCUGUGCUGGUGCUACGAUGCGAGCAGGGCUUUGUCGGACCCAAAGGCGCGGCCAGUACCAAGCUUGAGUGCAACAAGGCCGUCUACGAGACGAUACGCGUCGAACGGUGCGAGCGCGGCGUGGUUAGAUUUAAAGGACAAAACGGGAGGUAUUGGCACGCGGAUAGCGAGGGAGUAACCGUAGAUUCAGACAUGCCAUCCGACGGUUUCUACCUGGAGCUGCGCGAGCCGUCACGAAUCUGCAUUAAAUGCGUGGACGGCCGAUAUCUCACUGCAGGCAAGAACGGCGCCCUGCGUUUAGGCGAUUCAGACUACGAGUCCGCCACGAAAUGGGAGUUUUAAAUGCGGGCAAUAUUAUAUAAAAUGACGUAAAAGAACGAUGCAACGAGCAAGAUUUGUACUCCACUGCCUCCUCAGCUUUGGUCGUAACUCGCACAAUAUCGUACCCCUUCGAAUAACAGUGGCAAGAGAUUCGCAGUUUGGGUUUAAUUCCCCUGCGAACGUACUUAAUUAAUUCAGCAUACAGCGUCGAGCAAUCAACAUAGACAGUUCACAGUGUAUUGUACGUACGAUUUUCUUGUUUCAGAUCUCGGUAAAACGCUUUGUCAAUCUACAAUAUAUUUAAGACUGACGCGAUAAACGAUUUUAUCCAAGUAACUAAAAGUCCAAGACUGACUUGAAUACUUUUUAUAAUUAUCUAUUUUAUACGUAAUACACAAACUUUUAUAUCUGUAUAUUGUAAGUACAACUUGCCACAUUGCGAGCUCGAUUUUAUAUCAAUAUUUUUUUGUGUAUUAUUCAUAACUGAUUUUUUUAUU